UUCGUACGGCUGUCAAAGCAACGCGUUUUAGAUUACGAGAUCAGAGUCGUGAUCGAGGCUCGCGGCUACGAUGGCUCUAACUCGCGUAUAAUUCUCGCGCGGCUGGUACAGUUCGAAGUCACGAGCAACGUGGUUCAAUUCGACGCGAUUCAUGCGAAACUUGGCCAUAGAACGCUCGACUUAUCGAUGGUUUGACGUUCCCGGUUGUACGUCGAGUGUUCGAGUCGCCGAUACAGAAGCCGAGCAAGUAUUUAAUGUAACGUAUCUUCGCUGUAUCGUAAAGUAUCGGAAAAUCGGCGAAGAGGAAUCCCAUCAAACAUAGCUCGUCUAACGAUGUUUUGUCUAAAAGGAAGAAACAGUGGCGAUACGAAGCUUAGAGAGAUGUUGAGACAGGAUGAUUUUGGAUGGUGGUUGAGCAACGAGGACGAUCUAAAAUCGCCUAGAUCAACUCGUAGCAAAGAUCGUCGAUCGGUGGGAUCGUCGGAAUCGAUGUUUUCCUGCAUAGAUUCUGACGACAGCGAAAGUUAUGUCCUUGCGCAGGAAUUCAAACAAGAAUGCAAUUACGAGAAAAUAGAACUUACGUCGUUAAUUAACGAAGAUUGGGACGUGAAUCUUAUCGAGCUAGAUGCGAUUAAGAAAAAAGCGGACAUCGCGCCAUUUCUAGCGGAAGACGAGACACGGUAUUCGGACGAUUCGAACCCGAAGUCGCAGGACUCGCACGGCACGUGCUACACACCGGAAAGGCUGGUCAGAUCUCAGAAGUACCGAAUACUAGCGCCGUCGCCCCGCUACUUGUCGAUCUCUCAAAUGAGAGACGUGACAAAUAAUCCAUGGAAGACGUCUCACUACCGCCACCAGUUGGACUGUCUUAUCGACUCCAACCAAGAUGGUGGAAUGCAAAUGAAAACUUUCACGAAUCCCAAUCCGAAGGAAAUAGUGGUACCGAUAAUUGACUUGCAUCGUUGGAAAAAAUAUGAACGAAUCUAUAACGGGGACAACGGGACGAUAAACGAUAAAAACGAAACGAAAACGGAAGACAUGUCCGAUUAUUCAAGCAGUCUGAACGUGUCCGAUUAUUCGUUCAGCAAGAGAUCCAGUUGCGAGAGAUUGAAUGACACAUGGGAGAACAGUGGCAAGAUGGAGACACGCGACUCUUUUAGCGGUUGCUCUGAAACGACUCCGUUCGAAGACACUUCCGGUAUCCAGAGCAACGAUUCGAGCUCCAAUACCCACACCUCGAAUAUGCAAAACACUCCUCCUCUCUGUCUCAGUGACGAGUUGGCAACGACGAAUUACAAACUCGAUACCACACAGGGACAACGUUCUACUACCAAUGAGGUGGUAUCGAUUCUUGAAGUACUCGACACAAAUCCCGAGAAAGCUAUGGUUCUUCUUGAGGAAGAUAGUUUUCACGACAGCACGUCCUCACACGAUCAAUUGACCAGGCUGGCCUUGACCAUUGAAACGGAUGAGAAUAUGUCGGGAGUUCUCGAGAAAGAACAUUUAAUUCAUCUUCAAAACAAAAUAAGGAAACUUCAAGCUAGCAACAAAGACAUUUGUCGAGACAUAUCUAAUCUUCGAAAGAACUUUCAAUGUGACGAACAGAAAAUGGCAGACAUCUCGUCCAAUACCAGCAAACUACGACAGGACGUACAUGAUCUGCGAUAUCUCGACGACCUUUUGAAUCUCUUACGGGGAGAAUUGGAAAGGAUCUCGAAAAGAAAUUGGCCAUUUGUUAUAGGACGUAUAGGACAUCAUACGGAGGAAAUGAAUCUCAUCGUGUGAACGAUACAAAUUACUUCCAUUAUAUCGUUGAUUUAACGGAAGAUUUUACAAGAACUUUUGUAAAAUUGCGAGAUAAUAGCUCGAUACUUAGAGACACGGCUGAAUAUUUUUAAAAGACGCAAGCACGCUAAGAGCGUUUCACUGCCAUUGUUACAGUUAUUCACAACGACGUGAACUUAGAACAUAGAUUUAUAUAAUAAAUUCGUAGUCUCUCUCUCUCUUUCUUUCUCUUUCUCUCUCUCUAUAAUUGGUUGUCCGUCUACAAGAGAAAUUAUUCUAUAACGUUGUCAUCGAAAUAAAAUAAUCGUAAUACGAGUGCACGAGAUUUGAAUCGCGCGCGCAAAUAGAAAUUAGGGAAUAGAAUUUCAUACUCGUAUAUUACUUAGAUAGAUUUUUUCCCUUCUGAAAAAUGUAUUUGUAUAGAAAAUGUACAAUGUAUUUUUAUAUGUAUACAAUCGAUCAUUCUCUUUUCUUUUAUAAUUUCUUCAUUUAAUAACUUGUUCAAAAUCCUCAUAUUUGUUACUAUUGAACUGUUGCCAGUAUUAGUAUUAGUAUUUAAUCACACGAUAUACCGCAGGCAGGUGUUUACUCAAAAUUAAUACUUAGAACAGACGUUGUAUGGAUUCUAAGUUUCAUUUGGUACGUGUAUCGUUGCUCUAACAUUACAUACAAUUAGUAUGCCACCUUAUUUUAUCUUUUUCUUGCAUUUUACGAACUUUUCUAUCUAUAGCCAAACAUUUAUAAAUAUGUAAUUAACGUUAGACUGUUAACCGAGGAAAACAAAAUUAAUCCACUUUUUGAUACCUUAAACUUAAUAAUAUUUAUUUAUCCAAAAAUCCUGUAUUUUUAAUGUAUCAUUAUACUUUUAUUAUGCAUACUUA
Bombus impatiens (common eastern bumble bee) is the source of this 2666-nucleotide messenger RNA. RefSeq lists its product as uncharacterized. The record is from RefSeq and is a predicted model, not a curated record. NCBI's taxonomy places the organism in Eukaryota, Metazoa, Arthropoda, Insecta, Hymenoptera, Apidae. The transcript has 6 exons. The coding region runs from base 334 to 1785 and encodes 483 amino acids.